This is a messenger RNA of Entrophospora sp. SA101, 390 nucleotides long. Lineage: Eukaryota; Fungi; Glomeromycota; Glomeromycetes; Entrophosporales; Entrophosporaceae. The record is from the annotation of a GenBank genome assembly.
AUGUCAAAUACUGAUCGAGGAGGAACAAUUCGAGAAUAUAUAGAUGCUCGUAAAAAAGCUAGCAUGAGCUGGGACGAAUUUCGUAAACUCAAAACAGAACAUGAUGGGCCACAAUUUUCAGAACAUGACCUUAUAAAAUAUAGACAGAAAUUAGACGAAGAAAGAGAGGCCAGAUUGAAAGGAUUUAAACAUAAACAUCAUCAUCACGACCAUCAUAAAGAUCGAAACCUUAAACAUAGUAAACAUUCCAAGUCAACAAGAAGCGUUAGUUUAGAUUCUCAAAGUUCAUCAAAACAUAAACAUAAAGUUCACGAAGAAGAUCAUACCGGAGGCACACCAGUGCGUCUAUCAGAAUUUCUUAAACAUGGAAGUAGUAGUUCUGAUGAGUAA